This is a messenger RNA of Gracilinanus agilis (Agile Gracile Mouse Opossum), 777 nucleotides long. Its product is annotated as protein AMN1 homolog. Gene Ontology annotation, biological process: SCF-dependent proteasomal ubiquitin-dependent protein catabolic process. Gene Ontology annotation, molecular function: protein binding. Lineage: Eukaryota; Metazoa; Chordata; Mammalia; Didelphimorphia; Didelphidae. The record is from RefSeq and is a predicted model, not a curated record. The transcript has a single exon. The coding region runs from base 1 to 777 and encodes 258 amino acids. Gene Ontology annotation, cellular component: SCF ubiquitin ligase complex.
AUGCCUUAUUCCCAGUGGGUCAGCCACCUCCUGGACCUGGGCCUUUGGUGCUUGGUGAAGAAUAUUUCAAGAUACAUCACAGACAUUAAACUUUCGCCUCCUAAUAUAAAGGACAAGAUGAUUAAAAUUAUGAAUUUUCAAGGGCGAAUAACCAAUUCCAACAUUAGUGAGAUUUUGCUCCCCGAAGUGGAGUCUCUGGACCUCCCCAGCUGCAACAUCUCAGAUACUGCCUUGUUGUGGCUUUGUAACUGCAGGAAAUUGAAGAAAUUAAAUUUAAAUUCCUCCAGAGAAAACUGUAUUUCCAUCACUUCAGAAGGGAUUAAAGUGGUUGCCUCGUCCUGCGCCUUCCUCUAUGAGGCCUCUCUGAAAAGGUGCUGCAAUCUCACAGAUGACAGCGUGCUUGCUCUCACCCUCAACUGUCAGCUGCUGAAGAUAGUGGACUUUGGCGGCUGCUUGGGCAUCACGGACAUGUCAUUAUGGGCCCUCGGAGAGCACUGCCCGUUCCUGCAGAGCGUGGACUUCUCUGCCACUCAGGUGACUGACGGUGGGGUGCUUUCGCUUGUGAGUGGACUCUGCACUAAGAAGUUAGAGGAGAUUCACAUGGGGCACUGCGUGAACCUGACCGACGGUGCCGUGGAAGCCGUCCUCACGUGCUGCCCUCAGAUACACAUUUUACUCUUUCACAAGUUCCCCCUAAUAACAGAUCAUUCCCGAGAAGUCUUGGAGCAGUUAGUGGGCCCUAACAAGAUCAAACAAGUGAUGUGGACUGUGUACUGA